Emiliania huxleyi CCMP1516 is the source of this 753-nucleotide messenger RNA. RefSeq lists its product as hypothetical. Lineage: Eukaryota; Haptophyta; Isochrysidales; Noelaerhabdaceae. The record is from RefSeq and is a predicted model, not a curated record. The transcript is spliced from 4 exons. The coding region runs from base 1 to 753 and encodes 250 amino acids.
AUGCGCGCCUCAAAGCAGCCGAUCGACGGCGAGCACGUCGAGGCCGGGCGGCGCCUUGCGCUCGACCCCACGACGCAGAGCUCCUUUGCCAAUGUCUACCGCCGACACAAGUGGGGCGGCGUCGGCGGCGGCCCACUUCGGAGGGUCCUGCUUGCGCUAAUCCGCUCCCUCGGCGUGCACUCAAUGCUCGACAUCCCUUGCGGCGCGCUUGUCUGGCAGCAGGCCCUCUUUGCAUCAUUGCGCGCCGCAAACCAUCCCCUCCGGUACCACGGAGCGGACAUCGUCCCAUUUCUGGUUGAGUCACACCAGCGCAAGCGGCGGGACCUUACUUCUCCACUGCAGGGCAUGGAGGCCAACUUCAGUGUCGUAGACUUCAGCGACCGCCAGGCUGCGCUGCCUGCCGGCUUUGACCUCUUGCUGUCGAGGGACGGCCUGCAGCACAACACACUCCAGCAGAUUGCGCGCGGACUCUACACCUUCUCGCGCGCAGCGGCAAAGUGGCUUCUUAUCGGCUCCUACCCGGACUCGCAAAACACCCCGAUGGCGCGCGCGGGCAGCAGCCGCGUCGAGCUCGAUCUGAGCGCCCCUCCGUUCUGUCUGCCUCCACGGCGCGUUUACCUCGAGACCAGUCUGCUGCACACCGGCUGCGGCCGGAAUCGCACCGGAGGGGCACGGGGUAAGCCCUGUGACCACGCAAAGCACCUUUACCUGUACGGCGGCGCUGACUGGCGAUCGCCGAUUGAGGCGCACUGA